Molecule: messenger RNA, 699 nt
Organism: Myodes glareolus (Bank vole)
Lineage: Eukaryota; Metazoa; Chordata; Mammalia; Rodentia; Cricetidae
Source: RefSeq, a predicted model, not a curated record
AUGAGUUACAUCAAUCUGCCCACGGUGCUGCCCGUCUCCCCCAGCAAGACCUGGAGGCAGAUCCAGGUAAUCCUUGGGCCCAUGUUUUCAGGAAAAAGCACGGAGCUGAUGAGACGCGUCCGGUGCUUCCAGAUCGCCCAGAAUAAAUGUCUGGUCAUCAAGUAUGCCAAAGACACGCACUACAGCAGCAACUUCUGUACGCAUGACCGGAACUCCAUGGACGCACUGCCGGCCUGCCGGCUCCAGGAUGUGGCCCAGGAGGCCCUGGGUGUAUCUGUCAUUGGCAUCAACGAAGGGCAGUUUUUCCCUCACAUCCUGGAAUUCUGUGAACUGAUAGUCAAUGCAGGCAAGACAGUGGCAGCACUAGAUGGAACCUUCCAGAGAAAGGCUUUCAGCAGCAUCUUGAACCUGGUGCCCCUGGCCGGGAGCAUGAUGAAGCUGACUGCGGUGUAUAUGAAGUGCUUCCGAGAAGCUGCCUACACCAAGAGGCUGGGCAUGGAGAAGGAGGUGAAGGUGAUAGGCGGAGCAGACAAGUACCACUCCGUGUGCCGCCCGCGCUACUUUAAGAAGUCCCCCAUACCGCUGGCCGGGCCGGACAACAAAGAGAACUUCCCGGUGCUGGGACAGCCUGGAGAGGCCUCAGUUGUCAGGAAGCUCUUUGCCCCACACCAAGUCCUACAGCACAACUUUGCCAAUUGA